Messenger RNA from Scophthalmus maximus (turbot), 790 nucleotides. Its product is annotated as galectin-1. The transcript has 5 exons. Lineage: Eukaryota; Metazoa; Chordata; Actinopteri; Pleuronectiformes; Scophthalmidae. Gene Ontology annotation, molecular function: carbohydrate binding. Bases 250 to 651 code for a protein of 133 amino acids. The record is from RefSeq and is a predicted model, not a curated record.
UGUACCUGGACAGCUUGAAUCAUCUUGGCCACCUCCACUUUAGUCUUUCCCUUCACUGGUUUCCCGUUCACGCCUGUGAUUUCAUCGCCUGCUGCCAGCGUGCCUUCCAGAGCUGCUGGGGUGUUAUCAAAGACCUGUGAGACAACAGUAACCACAUUGAAAAAAGACUGUGCCUGUGUGACAAGACCAUUACCAAUCACCUGACAUUAGCUCCAGGACUGUUCACUCAUACCAGGACCCAACGUGAACAUGCAACUAGAACUGAAGAAUGUGGAGCUGCGAGUUGGGAAUCAGCUGAAAAUAAAGGGAGUCAUUCUGCAUGAUGCUGCGAGAUUCCAGAUCGACCUCGGCUGUGAUGAAGACAACCUGGCGCUGCACUUCAACCCUCGUUUCCAUGAUGAAAGUGAUGGAGCUGUGCUUGUGUGCAACUCAAGGACUGAUGGUUGCUGGGGCCUUGAGAAACGGGAAAUAGACAACCCUUUGGAGAGGGGCGCAGAUGUCAAGAUUGUACUGAAGCUUGCUGGAGAUGUGUUUGAGGUGGAACUUCCCAAUGGACAUGAAGUCCAGUUUCCUAAUCGUGUUGGCAUGGACGUCAUCAACUACAUCAGAGUCACUGGGGACAUUAAACUGACGUCUUUCAAGGUCUGCUAAAAGAUGCAGCUUCAGCAACAUGUGCAUGCUGAGUUUAUCAGUUUGGUUGAAGUGACUUUGAGAUAUGGUCAGUUAUUGUAAGAAAAAUAUUUAGGUAUGCAGCUCCUCAGUACAUGGGAGGUGUAUCUACAUGUCCUGU